AUGACCCUCACCAAAGGCUCCUUCACCUACUCCAACGGGGAGGAGUACCGCGGCGAGUGGAAGGAAGGUCGCAGGCAUGGCGUUGGGCAGCUGACGUUUGCCGAUGGCACCGCUUAUGUGGGGCACUUUGAGAACGGGCUCUUCCACGGCUGUGGCGUGCUCACCUUUCCCGACGGCUCCAGGUACGAGGGGGAGUUUGUGCAG
Fulmarus glacialis (Northern fulmar) is the source of this 204-nucleotide messenger RNA. Its product is annotated as MORN repeat-containing protein 4-like. NCBI's taxonomy places the organism in Eukaryota, Metazoa, Chordata, Aves, Procellariiformes, Procellariidae. The record is from RefSeq and is a predicted model, not a curated record. The annotation marks the transcript as partial. The transcript is spliced from 3 exons.